This is a messenger RNA of Prorocentrum cordatum, 627 nucleotides long. NCBI's taxonomy places the organism in Eukaryota, Dinophyceae, Prorocentrales, Prorocentraceae. The record is from the annotation of a GenBank genome assembly.
AGGUACUUGUCUGGGGCCGCCACGGGCGAUGGCGACGCCCUGUGCCAGAGCGCGGCCGCGGGGCGCAGCCCCAAGCUGCUGGGCCUCGCGGACCAGUCCCAGGCCCCCAGCCUGCAGCAGGCGCUGGUCUCGCUGCAGCACGCGGAGCAGGUGACCAAGUCGAUCAACGCCCGCAUCAGCAAGACCGCCAUGCAGUACCUGAAGAAAGGCGCGCGGGUCGGCCCCUUCGGCGCCUACUUCUCCGGGGCCGGGCCCCGGGCGCAGGAGCGGAAGCGCGAGCUCCGGGGCCGCGCCCUGGUGGAGGACCUCUUCGCGCAGCUGUGCCGGGAGUUCGGGGCCGCCGACGUCCUGGAGCGCUUCGGCCCCGCCGCGCCCGACGCAUGCCGGCGGGGCUCCGCGGAGCGCGCGGGCCCAGGCUGACGGACCUGCUGUCCGGCGCCGAGCGGCGAGGGGGCGCGGUCGCGUGCUGCAAGCCGCUGGCCGUCCUCGUCGAGCUGAUGCGCCCCGAGGGCGCCCGGCAGCCCGCCCCCGGCGCUGGCGAGGUCGAGGGAGACCCGGGCGGGGCGUGGCGGCCGCACCCGCCGGACCUGGGGUUCAUGUGCUGCUGGUCGGCCGACCUGGGAGGCC